GAUGCUGCUGUGGAUGAUGCAGUGUUACGGAAGAAAGAGCAGAAAGAUGUUGAACUCGAUAAGAAAAUCCUGGCGUUGCGGAAAAAGAAUGAAGCGCUUAUACGAAGAUACCAGGAAAUAGAAGAGGACAAAAAACGAGCGGAGCAGGAGGGAAUGGCGGUCACCUCCAGGAGACCCAAGCAAGACGGACUCACUAUUACCAUCACCAAAGCUCACAACGACCUGAAAGAUGCAAUUACCCAGACUGAACACUAUGGACAAGAUAGCCCAGCCCUCUCGAUGGACAAAAGGGUGGUGAGUGAGAAAUGGGGGAACCCUUGUCCUACGAGCCCUGGGUUCGGCAUUGAUAGCGAGGAAGAGGAGGAGGAGGAGGAAGCAGAUCAUAUGUUCACAUUCAGGAUGGGAAAGAGGAUGCAGCUGGCUGUUACCAUGGACAACAAAGCCAAGGGCAAGCGCAUCGUCAGUGAGAAACGUGCCGAGUGCUUCCCUGGCCCGGGCAGAGUACCAGACCUGAGCGAAGAAGAGACAGACCAUUUGGUGGCUUUCCGCCGGGGGAGGAGGAUGCAGAUUGCCAUCACCAUGGAUAACAAGGAAAAAGCAGAGGAGAGGAGAACGGCAGAAAAGAGGAGAUCAGACAGUGACAGAGGCCCAGAAAGUGAGCACGGCCGGAAGGAUGGCGGGAAGUUGGGGCAGAAGAGCCCUGGAGACCUGAGUUUCCCCAUGACUGGACGGGAACGCUCAGAGUACAUACGCUGGAAGAGGGAGCGGGAUCAGAUCGACCUGGAGCGACUGGCGCGGCACAAGAAUGCGAAGGGCGAGUGGCGACGGGCUUGGGAUGUGGAGAAGUCUGAGCACAUGUUUGAAGAGGACUUUGUUAAGGAUGGGGAGCCAGCCUUGGAUAAUCCCAGCAAUAAGAAAGGUGGAGGACAGCAUGGAGUGCAUGUGAGCGAUCCUGGUCCGAAAGCAGUGAGCAGCCGAGCCAAAGGAAAGGACAGACUGACGGGCAGAGCCAGGAGAUGGGAUGCAAAAGAAGGCGAGGACAUGCCUUAUCUGAAGGAUGAUCCUGACGGCCAGAGGAGCCUUGGUACUGACAAGUGGAAGAGCCGAGGUGAGGAGGGGGCGGAAGAGAAUUGCACAGCUGAGCUGGAGCAGAAGGUGAAACAGCCAAACUUCCAAGAUCCUGGGGCUUCCUCCUCACAAAGGCUCCGAAGCGGAAAGGUCCAGUCUGCCCACAAUGGCCAGAAAGAGGAGCGGAGAGGAGUGAAGGGCCUCGGCAUGGAGGUGUCUGUGCCCAGCCCAGGGGACUCAGAGCCAGGGCCCAAGGCAAGUAAGGAAGGCUUUGGGGAAGAUGCCAGCGGGAAGCCUGGCGCUGCUGAUGUCUCCAAGGAGAAGGAGAGCCCUAACAGCACUGCUGCACAGAGCAGCCUUCCAAGCACUGUGCAAGCCCCCAGGUGUGGCAGCGAGGAGACCUUGCCAUUGCCUGUGGGAGCGAAUUCAGAUGGAGCUGGCUUAGAGAAAAACAUGGCUUCAGAACAGGAGUCCACUGGGGACUCUUCAAACGGCCACAGAGGAGAGCUUGAACUAGCAGCGGGAGACAGACUGGAUGCAGGUGAAGGACAACUGGGGAGAAAAAGAGGGGAAGAGGUGACCCCCGACAUGGCCCUUCAGGGGCAAACGCUUGCACUGGAAGGUGAAGACACUGAAGGCACCGAGCGUGGAGGAGAGCCUUUGCCCCCAAGGAAAGCCAGCUCUGACAAGACUGUUGUGUCUGAGCAGGACACAGCAAACUCGCAGUCCGGGGAAGGGGAGCAGCCUGUGGAUUGCAAGGACAAGGACAGUGGAGACAGCCCCAACUAG
Molecule: messenger RNA, 1857 nt
Organism: Eurypyga helias (sunbittern)
Lineage: Eukaryota; Metazoa; Chordata; Aves; Eurypygiformes; Eurypygidae
Exons: 11
Source: RefSeq, a predicted model, not a curated record